UGUGGAUAACACAAUCCCAUUCAAUGGCUCCCGCUCCGGCUUCAAUCGACAAAGCUAGACAAAGCUUCUUGACUAUCUCCACACCUCGUUCCACGUGCAUGUCUGAAGAUGCAUGGGAACAUCGUUGUGGUACGUUGUGCUGAGUCUGGUCAGCGCUGAGCUUAGACGUUCACAAAUAGGAGUCUUUGAAACCAUGGAACCCCGCUAUGGGAACGUUCCUUUACUUGACUUAACUUGACUCAUCUCACCAUGUCGAGUCUCUUUGGAUUCUUCAAGAGGGUCUAUACCGCUUUCAACCCACCUGCAGCUCCGGUUUCCACUGAAAGCACCCCCAUCAGGUUUGGAAUUCUUGGCGCGGCCAAUAUAGCACCUCCUGCACUCAUAGGUCCUGCCAAGAAUCACUCUGAGGCUACUGUGUAUGCCGUCGCCGCCCGGGACCUAGGAAAGGCGCAGGCAUUUGCGAAGAAAUACGGAAUUGAGAAGACAUACGGGGGAUUGAAUGCAUAUGAAGAGCUCUUGAAUGAUCCCAAUAUUGAUGCUGUUUACAACCCCCUGCCAAAUGGGCUUCACUUUGAGUGGACCAUGAAGGCACUGGCUGCAGGAAAGCAUGUUCUUUUGGAGAAGCCGAGUGCAGAUACUUCUGAGGAGACUAAGAAGAUGUUCGAAUUCGCACGGGAGAAAGGGCUCAUUCUACUCGAAGCUUUCCACUAUCGGUUUCAUCCUGCUGUCCACCGUACGAAACAGAUCCUCGAGAGCGGAGAGAUCGGAGCCAUCAAGUCUGUUGAGGUAUCGCUCGCAGUGCCGAAGGGCAUCGUGAAGAGCGAUGACAUCCGGUUCAACUAUCAGCUUGGCGGAGGCUCUUUGAUGGACAUGGGUUGCUAUACCCUCAACUGUGCUCGUUUCCUGACGUCCUCAGAACCUACUUCGGUCAUUUCCACCUCGACUAUCCCUCUUUCAAGCGACCCCAAGGUCGAUGUUGGUACUACAGCGACUCUGGCAUUCCCAUCCGACGUGACUGCUACCAUCAUAUGUAACCUUGCUCUUGCACCUACGCUAGGUUUCAUACCCCAAAAGCCGAAGGUCUGGGCCAAGGUAGUGGGGGAGAACGGGGAAUUGACCUUGUAUCAGUUUGUUUUGCCGACGUUGUAUCAUUAUAUCGAGGUAAGCACGAGAAGUGGAAGGGGCGGGAAAGGUAUGAACAAGAGGACGGAGAAGGUGUAUAGUCCGAGGGACAUCAAGGACUCGGACAAGGAGUGGAAAGGGGAGGAUUGGUGGACAACCUAUCGAUAUCAACUUGAAGCCUUCAUCGACAAACUGAAAGGUCGAACACCUGCAGCCUGGGUUUCUGCUGAGGAUUCUAUCGCCAAUUUAAAGGCUAUCGAAAUGGUUUACAAGAAGGCCGGUUUACCUUUGCGACCCGCUUCGGAAUUUAAGUUGCCUGAUGCCUAACUUCACUGUCUGGCAUAGCGUAAUGGUACAUAUGCCUUCCCUCUCCAUGUCCUCAUCCGUUGUGUCUCUAUAUACCAGUUAAUCCAGUCCGUUCAAACCACCUGUAGGGACCGGCUCUGGAUUCACUUCCAAACCACAUUCAGGCUCCUCCGGGAAUCUCUUCCAGGUCUGAUUCUUCGGACAUACAAUGUAAUGAAAAGACAAGCAAAUACGGCGACUUGUAACGUGAAAGAUACCUCUGUCUAUAUCUCCAAGAGCCCGGCCUGAAAGACCUUCCAUGUACGUGUAAAAAGGUCUCAGGUCGGCCUGAGUGAUAGAAUUUGGUUUAUCAUGCACGUUUGCGAAGGCCUUGACGGCUUCUCCUAACUGGGGAUCUCGAAGUAUAGACAUCCGUUUGCUUUCCGUACGGGGAGGUAGGGGAGGACCAUUCACUUCGAAAUCAUCAUCGUAGAAGAAGGCGGGCACGGGACCGGGAUAAUGAGCAUUGGGCAUGCCAGGAGUAACGUACGGAUCGCUUUGCACGAUACGGAAACAAUUGAAUGCAUAAAGACCACAAUCCAGAAUGACUUCGUGACCCUGUCCGUUAAUGAAGUACAACCAAUAGUGCUCUUUAGGGUCUUGGCUUUGAAUGAUGGAGCCAUCGGAUUUCCUUUGCUACGCAAUCCUGUCUUGAGGCUUGACCUCGAGAGACCCAGUGGCAAUACCGAAGUCAACGAUAGGUGAUGAACGGUAUUUAAAUCUCAAUCUUCUCUCAUUGGAAGAUUUGGACCCUGAACCGGAACUAGUGGUGUAUAUCUCCACUAGGAUCGCAGUGGCGACGGCCGCGACGCUGGUUAAGAGAUGGCUACCUUCAU
Molecule: messenger RNA, 2303 nt
Organism: Somion occarium
Lineage: Eukaryota; Fungi; Basidiomycota; Agaricomycetes; Polyporales; Cerrenaceae
Source: the annotation of a GenBank genome assembly